CUGAUUGAAGCAACCACCCGGAAAGUUCACGAUUCUGCGCUGUGGGCGCAACGCCUUCGUUUGGCUCCCUUUUGGGGUGGGGCAGACGAAAUAACGAAAUGACGAACGCAUCAGUUUUGCAGUGCAGUCCGGUGUGGGUCUGUUAACUGGGAUUAGGCACGCCAUCGCUCGAUAUAUAGCGGCGGGCAAAUGCGUUAAGCCAAAAUGACGUAAGCUCUCGCACGAAUAUGUCAACAGCUCAACCGAAACUUGGCCAGCGUGUACAAGUAGCGGGCAAGAAUCAACUUAGCGGCCGUGUCGCCUAUGUGGGGCGCACCACAUUCGCUGGCGGCCAGUGGUUCGGUAUUGUGCUGGACGAGCCGCGUGGCAAAAACAAUGGCACUGUCCAUGGCAGCACCUACUUCAAGUGUGCGCCCAACUGCGGCCUCUUUGUGCGUGCCCAGCAGCUGCAGCUGUUGCUAGGCUCGGGCCCCGUGGACGAACUCAAGCGCAAACAGGACAAUAAUCGCACAACGGAGAGCAUGCAACGCGAAACGAACAAACUGAAGCUGGCCCACAGUAGGCAGCGCAGCAGCAGGCAGACAGCGGCAGCAGCAGCAGCAGCAGAAGAGCAGAGGGAGGCGAGCUCAUCAGCCGAGCGCUUGAGCAGGAGGCCACCAGAGAAUGCAACUUUUACCAUGACUACUUCCAAGACUUGGAUAACUUCCACACAGCUGCAACCACAAGCGCCACCAAAGGAACCAGAUCCAGAGCAAGAGCCAGAGCCAGUGCCAGUGCCAGCGCCUUUGGUGAAGCAGCAGAGGGCAAUGCAGCCUGAGACUUCAACUUCCACACAGAUCGGUCAGCAGAAGAAGGAAACACAGAGUAAAGCAGCAGAGGCUCAGGCUCAGGAUCAAGCUAAGAGUCAGAUUAGAGCUAAUGCUCAGCCUCAGUCUCAAGCUCAGUCCCAGGAACAGGCGCAGGCUCAGGCUAAAACCCAGACUCAGUCUCAAGCUCAGUCCCAGCUUCAGGCUCAGUCUCAGUCUCAGUCUCAGUCCCAGCCACAGUCUCAGUCCCAGGCAACUCCAGCUCAGUUCGAGCGGGCCGCUGCCCAGUCAUCCGUAUUGACGCCACCGGCCAUGACCUGCAAUCAGCGACGCUCCACAUCCUAUACACAGCUGCGGCCGACGCGCAUCAGUCAGCCCAAGCCGACGACGGCACAGGCGCAGAGCACCACGGCGCAGCUGACGCUGGCCAUGCCCGUGCCGCUGGCGCUGGCGCCCAAGCGCAGCAAGACGAGCAUGAGCCCCACGAGCAGUGUGAAGCGGAUGGCGCCCGCUGCAUUUGUGGAGGCUGGAUUUCUGGAGAUAUUGCGGCCGCAGUUUACGCCGGGUCCGGCACUGCGCACGCCCAGCACUGUGGCGCCACCUAUGGAGAGCGCUGAGCUGCGGCAGCUGCGCGAGGAGCUGCAGCUGCUGCGCGUGCAGAGGAGUGAGGACAAGCUGAAGCUGCUGGAGCUGGAGCGCAUCAAGAUUCACAACGAACAGUUGCUGGAGUUCAAGUCGCAGAUCAUGACGCAGCAGGUGCUGCUGCAGCGAGAGUUGCAGCGCUGCCGGCACGAGCAGCGCGAGUCGCUGGAGCUGACGGCCAAAUACAAGCGGGAGCUGGACGAUGUGGCCGACAGUGUGGAGCUGCUGACGCUGGACAAGGAGAUGGCCGAGGAGCGCCUGGAGACGCUGCAAAUGGAGCUGGAGGCACUGCAGGAGCGCAACGAUGAGCUCAGCCUGGAUCUGGAAAUACUGCGUGCCGAGCAGGAGCAGGACCACAACGAAGACCAAUGCCUGGAGAAGACGGAGAAGCAAUCGACGAACACGACGACGCUGCAGUCGACGGGCGAGUUCCUGCGCCUCGAGCAAUAUAACCAGCGACUGCGAGAGACGGUGGUCCGACUGCGAGACACCCUGGCCCAUGAGAAGCAGCUGGCGCAGCGCACCCACAAGGAGCUGGAGACGAAACACUCGGAAAUCAAUGAGCUGAAGAGCAUCAAAGAGCUGCAGAGUCGACGCGUCGAUCAAAUGGAAAUGCAGCUGAUGGACCUGAAGGAGCAGGUGGAUGCUUCACUGGGCGCCGAGUCCAUGGUCACGCAGCUGGCCACGCUCAAGCUGGAGCUGGAGGAGCGUGUGAAGCUACUGGAAGAUGAGGUGUCCGAGCUGGAGGCACUGGAACAAAUACAGGAGCAGCUCAUCGAGAGCAACCAGGAGCUGGAAUCGGAUCUGCGGGACGAAAUCGACAAGCUCAGCGGACAGGUAAAGUCCCUGGAGCAGCAGAAGAACGCCGCUGUGGAAAGCCUCUACGAUCGUGAUGUGACUAUAUUGAAGUUCAGAGAUCUGGUGCGUCAGCUCCAGGAGCAGCUGCAGCUGAAAUCCGACGGCGGCAAUCUCUCCAUCGAGGACUUCAGCAGCGCCAAUGAAUCGCAGCAGGAGGAGACCUCCCAGCAGAGCCUGGCCGACUACCAGCACAUCUUCAGCGUGAGCAAGGCCUAUGGACGGGCACUGGAGCAGCAGCUCAAGGCUGUCGAGCUGCGACUCGAGCGCCAGCAUCUGGAGCACGUGCUGGCCUUUGUGCCCGAGCAGUUUCUCCUGCGUGGCGGCGAGCACGACGUGGUGCUGGUCAUGCUGCUGCUGGAGCGCAUGAACGACAAGCUGGAGAUCGUUUGCCAGGCCAUCAACGAAAAGUUUCCAAAUGCCUGCGAGUUCGGUCGCGAUGCCAUCUUCGAGGGCUACUCCGUGCAGCGCUACAUCUUCCGGGCGCAGUGCAUCUACUUGCUAAAGAGCCUGCAGCUCGUGCUGCAGCAGUUCCGCUACGGGCUCAAUCACUGCGACUACGAGCUGUGCACGCACGCGGCCAUCUAUCGCAUGGAUCUGGAGGUGCAGGAGCAGCAGCUGGAUGAGUUUGUGCGGCUGCUGAAGACGGGUCAGCUGGACGAGCACACGAAUUGUGAGCCCAUACGCCGAGUGCUGCACUACAUCAAUGGGCUGCACCAGAAUCUGAUGCCGCCGCAGACGCUGGUGGAUCUGCUGGACGAGCAGCAGCUCUAUGGCGCCCUGAUUGAGGUGUACGAGGCGGGCAUGGAUUCGGUGAAUGCGAAUGCUGGCAUGCUGCACACCAUCAUACAGCUGGGCGAUGAGCAGACCGCCUCCUUCCACUGCAUGCAGCUGCUCAUGGAGCACAGCUGCGCGGCCAAGCAGAAGCUGAAGAAGCUGCAGCGCAAGCUGGGCUCCAAUAAGACCGCCGCUGCCUGGACGGGCAUGCAGUGCGCCCGGUACCAGCGCAUACUGGAAGCCAACGAGGCCCUGGGCGCGCUCAUCAGCAUGCUGGGCGUGUCCGCUCGAGAGGCGACCAAGGAGUCCAAUGGGGGCAUAGCGCACGAGAAGCUCUGGCGCAUAUUGAGCCUGAACUACAGCAAAUAUGCGCCUGCCCAGGAGACGGAGCAGCGGGAGCUGGACGCGUACAGUCAGCGGUGCAUGCAGCUGCUGGAGGAGCAGCUCGAGGAGCUCUGCGCCCUGCUGGAGCCCCGAGAUGUGAACACUGAGUAUGUGCGCCACUCCAGCUCCAAUACGCUGCAGCAGCGCGCCGCCCAAAUCAGGCGGCACUACGAGGACGUCAAGAGCCUGGAGCUGGCUGUGGCCGAGCGGGACAAGGAGCUGAAGGCACUGAAGUACUCGGCCAAGCUGAAGCAACAGGAUUACUCGGAGCUGCAGGUGCGCAAGGAGAUGGCCGAGAAGCAGGUGCAUCGCUUUACCCACGACUAUUGCCAGACGCUCACCCAGAUGGCCGAGGGCCUGGAGCAGCUGGAGCAGGCCAUGCUCUCCAAGGAGGCGGCCAUGCAGCACGCCCUGAACACACUCAACGACAAGCUGUCCGCUCUGGAGCUGGCCCAGCAGCAUUGCCAGCAACAGCAGCAGGUGGACAGCGCCUGUGUGAGCAGCUCGACGCGCAUUUGCAACCGGGAGCUGAACAUGAUGCACCAAGCGCUGCGCCAGGAGCGCGCCCUGCGCGUCCAGCUGCAGGACAACGCGCUCUGCAAGAGCUUUGCUGCCCUGGAGCCGUUGCAUGUGCCACAGCUGGAGCAAAACGGCGAGCUGGCCCGCCUGGAGGCGCAGCUGCGCCGCUUGAAGAACCAGUGGCUGCUCGCCCACCUGGACCUGGGCCCGGCUGGCCACGAGCGUCGCUCCCAAAUCAAGCUCCAGGCCAGUCGACUGCUGCGACAUAUCUUCCAAGCCUAUUGCACACAGAAUCCACAUCGAGCGGCGCCCACAGAUUUUGGCUUAUUCAUCAGCGACGAUCUGAGGCGCGUCCUAUAGGCCAACUUAUAUAUACAUACAUCUAUAUAUACAUAUAGUGUUAGACUUCAAUUGUAUUACGGCGAAAAUAAUAGUACAUUAUUGUGAUUUGCUGCUUAAACCUAUUAACAAUUAUAGAGUUCGUUUUGUUUGUUAACCGAAAACUGAUUAAAUUUGCAGUAUAUAGCGAAAAUAUUAAACAAUUAACAAUCGAGUUUUGUUGCUCUCUUGAGGAAAUAAAAUUUCAAA
Messenger RNA from Drosophila navojoa, 4571 nucleotides. RefSeq names its product Dctn1-related (gene Dred). Gene Ontology annotation, cellular component: microtubule associated complex; cell tip; spindle. Gene Ontology annotation, biological process: nuclear migration involved in conjugation with cellular fusion; establishment of mitotic spindle orientation. The record is from RefSeq and is a predicted model, not a curated record. Lineage: Eukaryota; Metazoa; Arthropoda; Insecta; Diptera; Drosophilidae.